AUGGAAAUAUCAUCAGAAUUGGAGAGAGUGCUAUCUAACGAUCAAACAAGUGCUCCUUAACUAUAAACAAGUAAAAACUCAGGCUCAGGUAGAUAUGACAUUGAAAGAGAUAUUCUAAAUGAAAUGAAAGAAUUUACUGAAAAACAGAAAUGGGAUGAUAGUAUGUCAAACGAUAGUAAUCUAGAUGAAGGUCCUGAUGAUCUUGAAAACACUGGAUAACAUCUUCAAUAUCUAAGUACUAAAGCACUAAGUAGAAAAAGGUCUCAAAACAAAAAGAAUCUUAAUCUACACCUAAUUUAAUCUAGAAAUUCAAAUAAAGUAGAAAAUCUGACAUGCGAAGAGUUAUUUAUAAAAAUGAAAAAGGAAAUGAUAAAGCUUUGUAAUGACCCAUUUAAUAUCGAGGAUAUGAUUAUUUCAGAUAGCUACGUCUACUUUAAAAUUGGAAGAUUCUUCAAGUUCUUUGCUUAUCACUUCCUCUAUUUCUUUAUAACAGGCCCCUUGACAUUCAUAUUCUUACUUCCCUUUGAGAAUCUAACUUUCUAAAGAAAUAUGGGUUUUUAUGGAUUCAGUACAUCUUCUUUCUUUUAAACAUUUCAUUGGUUAUUCCUUAACAUUGCUUUUUAUUCAAAUUUAAUAUUGGAUAAAGAUGAAAUACUUGAACCAGUGGAAAUAUUAAUGGCUUUAAUUGUUACACUAAUGCGAUGCUUUAUAGUAGCUAUUAGAUAUGCUACUACGACUGAUUCAAGAAUAUAGUUAUAAUCUGAAAAGAUCUUCACAUAGGAUGAGAAUAGCAAUGAAUUUUUGGGAGUAGGUUGGAGAGAUAUUCGACCUAACUAAUUAGAUGGUGAGAUUAAACAUAGUAUGAUCAGAAAUGAGGUUGAAAAUGGCCUGUUUCAUUUUAAAUUUCUGGUUAAAAUAAAUGAAGAAUAUUUAUAGAGGUUUUCUGACUAUGAUUAUCACAAAAAUAAAGAGUAUGACUUUGAGCUUGAAAAAAAGAAAGUGAACUUUUAUGUCAAUCUGCUUGUCUAAGCUUCUUAAAAAAUUACUUUAAGAUCAAGUGGAAGAAAUAGUAUAGUAGCUCCAUCUCCAAAAAUAAUAAAUGAAAAAAAUAAAUUUUUUGAGGAAAAACAUUCCUUCCUAGAGAUACCUGAAAAAGCUGAUCUUUACAGGGUUACUUCUGGUAGAUUAUUCCUCAAAGAAUUAUUACUCUCAUCAAAGGUAUUAACUAAAAUAUUGAGUAAAAACAUAAUUAUGAUAGUCUCUCUAAUUCAUGCUUUGCUUCCCUUUGUGAUAAAUUUGCUUAAUACCUUAAAUUCAGAGCAUAUUGAUGAGAUUCAAUUUAAGAAAUAUUAUAGCCCAUUGUUUUGGGUCUAUACGAUACUUCUAUUCAUUACAAACUUCUUGAUAUAUUAUGUCAACUUGGUAUUUCUUGAAAUCGGUGUCAUAGAUAUGAAAAGAAAGAAAUUCACUAUGAAACUCAUGGAAGCAAUCUUAGAGCCGAAUCGAUUUAAACUUAAAAAAUAUGAAAAGGUAUUCCCAUUGUUGAAUUACUUUGACCCUCAAACAUUAUUAUCUUGGAUGGACAUGAGAAUAAUGAUUCUUGAUGUAGGGAGGAGAUUCACUAUCAGAAUAGAACUCUAUGCUAGUGUUUACCUUAUUGUAUAUUCAGCAUUUGGAGCCUUUUAUCUAUGCUGGUUUUUUGAGGUGUUGGACUUCAAAUUCAGUACUCCUCUUGUUGUAAUGGGUGCCUUCGAAUUAUUAAACUUCUUUUACUUUAUCUAUUGCAUGUUCUAUACUGGAGCGAUUAUCAAUGAAAUUACAACUAAGUAGAUUCUAAGAGUAUCUGAAUUAAGAAAUGUUCUUGAAAGGUUGAUAGUAGAUUGGGACAGAAUAAUGUCUCCAGUUCAGAUUAAAUGCAACAAUUUGCUAAAUAAAACUUUUAAAGAUGCUUAGCUGUAUUUCUAGUAUAUACAUUAGGAUUUUGGUUAAAAGCAUUGUAUGAGGAUUUUAAAUAGAUCAAUGGAUGUUUUAGAAAUUAUUUAGGAUAGAUUAGAUAAAGAGUAACUUUACAAUCCAAUCCGUAUUCUUGGAAUACCUCUAAAUAAGACUAUAAUGCAGGCUAUUAAUACCUCAUUAUUAUCUUUGGCGGCUGCGAUGACAAAUAAAAAGACUGGCAUAUUAUAGUGA
Molecule: messenger RNA, 2187 nt
Organism: Stylonychia lemnae
Lineage: Eukaryota; Ciliophora; Spirotrichea; Sporadotrichida; Oxytrichidae
Source: the annotation of a GenBank genome assembly